Messenger RNA from Pyrus x bretschneideri (Chinese white pear), 390 nucleotides. RefSeq lists its product as uncharacterized. The transcript is spliced from 2 exons. NCBI's taxonomy places the organism in Eukaryota, Viridiplantae, Streptophyta, Magnoliopsida, Rosales, Rosaceae. Bases 1 to 390 code for a protein of 129 amino acids. The record is from RefSeq and is a predicted model, not a curated record.
AUGGAGCUUGAGCACCGUGCAUAUUGGGCUAUAAAGAAGUUCAAUUUUGAUGUCAAAGAAGCUAGUACAAUGAGGAAGCUCCAACUUAAUGAGUUGGAAGAGCUAAAAAACGAAUCAUUUGAGAAUGCUAGGAUCUACAAAGAACAAACCAAGCUCUACCAUGACAAAGCAAUUCUCAGGAAAGAGUUUCAAUCAGGUAAAUUGAAGUCUAGAUGGGUUGGACCCUUCAAAGUGCUUAUAGUAUUUCCCUAUGGAGCUGUGGAGAUAGAAAGCAUCGAGAAUGACACUCAUUUAAAGGUCAAUAAGCAACGUUUGAAGCCUUACUUAGAGAAUGUCACACAAGAGCAAGUCUAUCUAGUUAUGGAUGCUCUCGAGUUUACAACAACAUAA